Argentina anserina (silverweed cinquefoil) is the source of this 1793-nucleotide messenger RNA. Its product is annotated as probable LRR receptor-like serine/threonine-protein kinase At1g56140. The coding region runs from base 1 to 1611 and encodes 536 amino acids. NCBI's taxonomy places the organism in Eukaryota, Viridiplantae, Streptophyta, Magnoliopsida, Rosales, Rosaceae. Gene Ontology annotation, biological process: protein phosphorylation. Gene Ontology annotation, molecular function: protein kinase activity; ATP binding. The transcript has 9 exons. The record is from RefSeq and is a predicted model, not a curated record. Gene Ontology annotation, cellular component: plasma membrane.
AUGUCGGGACCUUCAUCGUCAUCGUCGUCUGUUCUGGUCUUUCUUUGGUGUGCUGCUGCCAUGUACUGCUUCAUCUCGGGCCUUACUGGUGUAACCGAAGCUCAGGCUCCUUCUCUAGCUCCCUCAUCUCAACCUCAAGCCACCACAGAUCCAUCUGAAGGUAGAGUCACUUGCAUGGGAAAUCUUGUUCUAAAGAAUUUUGACAUACGAAAAGAGGCAGGGGGAUCUAAAGUAGCUGUUCAGAAGGAAUACACAGUUCAGGUUUCAGAAAACUACAUUGAAAUCCAACUCUUUUGGGCUGGAAAGGGGACUUGCUGUGUACCUGCGCAGGGUACUUAUGGACCUAUUAUUUCAGCCAUUAGUGCUACACCAGAUUUUGAACCUACUGUCAGUAACCACACUCCAACUAAUAAGAAGAUUAGGACUGGGCUGAUAGUAGGGAUUGUUGUUGGUGGUGGAGUUUUAAUUCUGAUGAUGGUAGCUUUCUACAUCGUUCAAAGAAGAAAAAGGCCCAACUUUGAUGAUGUCGAAGAGCUGUUGGGGAUUGAUAUUGGACCGCUCACUUUCAGUUAUUCUGCACUGAAGUCGGCUACAAAUGACUUUAGUCCAGAAAACAAGCUUGGAGAGGGAGGAUUUGGACCUGUUUAUAAAGGUACCCUUCAUGAUGGAAGAGUAAUUGCCGUGAAGCAAUUGCCUGCAGCAUCCCACCAAGGAAAGAGCCAAUUUGUAACUGAGAUUGCCACUAUAUCUGCUGUACAACACAAUAAUCUUGUGACUUUGUAUGGAUUCUGCGCUGAGGGAGUUAAAAGGCUCCUUGUCUAUGAGUAUCUUGAAAACAGUAGUCUUGAUCAUGCAUUAUUUGGAAACAAAAGUUUAAACCUCGAUUGGUCAACACGAUUUGACAUAUGCUUGGGAGUAGCUAGAGGUUUAACUUAUCUUCAUGAGGAAUCAAGGCUUCGAAUUGUACAUACAGAUGUGAAGGCCAGUAAUAUCCUGCUCGAUUCUGAUCUCAUCCCCAAGAUUUCAGAUUUUGGUUUGGCCAAGCUUUAUGACAAUAAAAUGACCCACAUAAGUACCGGGGUUGCGGGAACAAUAGGGUAUCUUGCACCGGAAUAUGCCAUGCGUGGACACCUUACAGAAAAGGCCGAUGUGUUUGCAUUUGGUGUUGUAGCUCUAGAAAUUCUCAGUGGUAGGCCAAAUUCUGACCCAAGUUUGGAAGAAGAUAAGAUUUAUCUUCUGGAAUGGGCUUGGAACUUGCAUGAAAACAACCGUGAAGUCGAACUAGUGGACUAUAGAUUAUCCGAAUUCAAUGAGGAAGAAGCAAAACGUAUAAUGAAGAUAGGACUCUUGUGCACUCAAACAUCACUGAUGUUGCGGCCUACAAUGUCUGGUGUUGUGGGAAUGCUUACAGGAGCUAUCACUUGGUACUUGACUGAUUGGAAAUUCAAUGAUGCUACAACCGCAAACAUAUCACUUGGUAUGUCAACUCAAGGAACUUCUUCGAGCCUUUUCAACUCAUCGGCUAGUCCAAGCAUAGUAGGGGAUGCACCGCAAACACCUACAAAUGCCACUCAUCCCUUGAUUCACAGUACUGUUAAUGAUGGUCGCUGAGAAGUUUAAAGGAAUUGAAUUAUUAAAUUAAAUGUGGCACAGAGCGAUUGAAUAGUAAGUUCUGAUGGAAAUCAUGUAGACAAAAUCUUCUUGUUAUUUAUUCAUUUUGAUGGAUUUUUUUUUUGUGAGCGAGUGAAUCUGUAAUCAAAGGAAUUGCAAGUUAUUGAAGAUGGUCGUGAUUC